This is a messenger RNA of Tilletiopsis washingtonensis, 2474 nucleotides long. RefSeq lists its product as hypothetical. Gene Ontology annotation, biological process: regulation of DNA-templated transcription; nuclear-transcribed mRNA poly(A) tail shortening. The record is from RefSeq and is a predicted model, not a curated record. Gene Ontology annotation, cellular component: nucleus; CCR4-NOT core complex; P-body. The transcript has 12 exons. Bases 14 to 2179 code for a protein of 721 amino acids. NCBI's taxonomy places the organism in Eukaryota, Fungi, Basidiomycota, Exobasidiomycetes, Entylomatales.
CGCCUAGCCCAGCAUGGCGGCCCGCAAGCUCGCCACCGAGAUCGAGCGCACGCUCAAGAAGGUCGCCGAGGGCGUCGCCGGCUUCGAGGAGCUGUACGACAAAAUGCAGGCGUCGACGAACCAGACGCAGAAGGAGAAGAUGGAGGCGGAGCUCAAGACGCAGAUCAAGAAGCUGCAGCGCCUGCGCGACCAGAUCAAGACGUGGCUGCAGAGCAACGACAUCAAGGACAAGAAGCCGCUCAUGGACAACCGCAAGCUCAUCGAGACGCAAAUGGAGCGCUUCAAGGCGUGUGAAAAGGAGAUGAAGACCAAGGCCUUCAGCAAGGAGGGCCUCAUCGCCGCCGCCAAGAUGGAUCCGGCGGAGCGCGCCAAGGCGGACCUGAGCAACUGGCUCUCGGCGUCCGUCGACGAGCUCUCGCACCAGGUCGAGGGCGCCGAGGCCGAGCUCGAGACGCUGGCCGGCGGCGGCAAGAAGAAGAAGGGCAACUCGGGCGCCAACGAGCGGAUAGGCGAGCUGGAGCGCCUCAACGAGCGGCGCGAGUGGCACGUGCAGAAGCUCGAGGUGCUGCUGCGCCUGCUGGAGAACGGGCAGCUCGAGACGGACGCAGUGGCGGGCAUCAAGGAUGACAUUGCCUACUUUGUCGAGUCCAACGCGGACGAGGACUUUGAGGAAGAUGAGGGCAUCUACGACGACUUCAACCUCGAGGAGGAGGAGGAGGCGCUGGGGCUGCGGGACAACGACGACGUGCAGAGCAGUCACGACGGCGCGUCUGUCGCAGAAGAGCCAACACCGCCGCCGCCGCCGACGCCCAAGGUCGAGAAGGCGGCGCCGAAGAAGAAGGAGCCGGAAGAGGCGGCCAAGAAGUCGACGCCAGCACGCAAGGCGUCCGACGUGGCGUCGUCGAGCAAGGAGCCGCGCGCGGCACAGGGCACGCCCAGCAAGGCGAGCGCCGUCACUGCGUCGCCGUCUGCGCUGUCUGCGGCCGCCGUUGCGUCGCCGCCACGCGCGCCGAGCCAGGCGGCGCUGCCGCCGAUCCGCUACGCCGCCGCAGCCGCAGCUGCCGUGUCGCCGAGCUCGACGAGCGCGCCGGCAGCCAGUGCCUCGGCCUCGUCGCCCGUCGUGUCUGCCGCACAGAUGUCCGAGGCGCCAUCACAACCGUCGCCGCCACCAUCAUCUGUCCUCGCCAGCUCCGACGCGCCCAUGGUUACCGCCUCGCCGUCUCCGUCACACGCACAGAGCGUCUCUGCGCCUUCUGCCAGCGAAGGCGUCGCCAAGGACUCGCCGGCCUCGACGUCGGACAUGCCGCCAUCACCCACGCCUGCGCCGCCAGGGCUAGGCGCACAGUCAUUGCAGCUCAACGGCUCGUCGCAGGACUCUCCGGCCGCGGCGCAUGCCUCCGCAUUGCCAGGCAGCGUCGAUGCCGCACCAGGCGCGCCGCUCGACGGCAAGAGCAGCGGCAGCAGCGUGCCGGAAGGUGCCGCGGCCGCCGCUGCUGCGUCUGCCUCUGCGUCGGCAGCAGGCAAGGCCGGUGCCGAGGGCUCGCAGGCUGCCUCUGAGUUCCAGCCGGCUCAGCUGGCGGCCAGCUCGGCGGCCGCAGGCGUCGUGCAGCCGCUGGGCGGCGGCGCAGGCACGAGCAGCCAGCGCGCCGCGGCGCAGCGGCAGCAGGGCACCGAGGCGCGCCUGCCGAGCAGUCUGGCGGACCUCGUCUCGAGCUUCGAGAGUGCCAAGCACAAGUCGAUGAACCGCACCAACGACUUGACGCAGGUGCACGAGUCGCUCGAGUCGAGUGCGCUCGGCGUGCCGGAGCCGCAGGACAGCGAUGCGCCGCGCUACUACCGCGCACAGAACCCAUGGCCGAGUCCAGCGUGGUACCCGCAGACGCCGCUCAACAUCUUUGACAAUCCGGCACUGUACUCGAAGCUCGAGGAGGACACGCUGUUCUACAUCUUCUACUACUCGCAGCGCGACUACCACCGGUAUCUCGCCGCCAACGAGCUGAAGCGGCAGUCCUGGCGCUUCUCGAUGCGCUUCGGCACCUGGUUCCAGCGCUACUCGCAGCCCGUCAGCGUCACGGCCGAGUACGAGGAGGGGUCCUACAUCUACUUUGACUUUGAGACGUCGUGGUCGCAAAGGCGGAAGCAGUCCUUCCGCUUCGAGUACGUCUACCUUGCGCCAUGAGCGCGGCCGUGCCUGCCUCUCGGCCGCCUCUGUACAACACUGUCGUGGGCAACGCCAGACGAUUACACAUGCGCAGCGCGCAGUCUGAUCUCUCUGCGCCGAGCUUGCAAAACGGUACUUUCAGGCGGACAGCGGGGUUCACCGCCAUCUGUGUGGUAUCGAGGGGUGGGGUGAUGCAGCGCAGAAGAAAGGGUGCGCGCGAGAGCAGAAGGAAGAAGCGGCGGUGCGCACAUGAGGCAGCAUCACGCGCGCGUAGAAGAGACGACUGGGGACAAGUGUGCCGAGGGGCGGUGGG